UUCAAAGUAAGCGUCUGCUACAUAAUGUUACAGACUGACAGAUGGAAAAUAAAAACUGUAGAUUUUAGCAGAUUUGUCCGGUUAAACUGAAUAAAGAAGAACGAAACAUUACUUGAAAAGUUUUUAAGUUUCUUUAGGCUCUUCAAGAUUACUUAAAGAGAAGUUCGUUUUAAAAUUAACGGUAUCUACGAUGGACACCGACGACGAAUUCUGCUUGAAAUGGAACAAUCACCAUAGCACUUUCAUGACUGUGCUUCACAGUCUGUUGAAGAAAGAAAUAUUGGUUGAUGUAACUUUGGCUGCUGAAGGCCAAUUCAUUGAAGCACAUAAACUUGUGCUUAGUACCUGUUCAGAGUACUUCCAGGAUGCCUUGCAAAUUCAUGAUAAUAAGCAUGCUUAUAUUUUCUUGAAUAAUGUUGCUUUUGAUGACCUUAAAGCGCUGAUAGAAUACAUGUAUUUAGGAGAAGUCAAUGUGUCACAAGAACAACUUCCACGAUUUUUAGCUUCUGCCGAAGCUCUUAAGAUAAAAGGUUUGUCAGAGAAGGGUGAAACACCGUCUGAAAAUUUGGAGCAAUUCAUACCUAUUCAAGCCAGAGUUAAAAGUAUUUCUGGGAAAAUUGGGAAAAGUACUAACCGCCAGACAAACACUACUUUAGCAUCAGCUCCGAGACAAAUACGCCAAUCGUCGCAGCAGCAACUUAUACCUUCUAGCUCUAGUCACCCAAUAACAACACAUCCACAAGCUGGCCAAUCCAAUAAAAAUUAUCAAACCUCUUCGGAGUUGAUUCCCGAUAAUGAAGUGACCCCUGAGGUGAAUUUUGUGUCCGUCAACUCCCAUGGUGACGAGAUUGAUAUUGGUCAAAAUGAAGAAAAUGGACUAGGAACUUUGAGCAAAGUUUGGUCCUUAAAUGAGGACAACAAUGAAGUAGAUUGGGAAAAUACUGAGGCUAUUUUGGGUAGCAAUCCGGAAUGUCGCGGUACCCAAGAAGAACGUUAUGUCUCUCCUUCAGAAUCCGACAACACCGAAUAUCGACAGUACGCUGAACCCAACGUUACUCCUUCUACCGUUGGAGAUGUGAUGCCCUCUCCUUCAUCCUCAUCAUCCACUCAUGGCAAAAACAAAUGGGCCUCAACCUCGGGAGCUAACGCAAAUUAUUCUGGUCCUGUUAGAGGCAAGCCAAUCGGAAGUAACAACAGCGGCGGAGGGGAUACUUGGCGGAAAACAAUGGCGAAAAACAAACAAUUGGGUAAACCAGCGCGUUUCUCGUCGAGCGGUUUUCGCAAAGGCAACAACAGCGCGACAGUCGACUGCCUAUCGACCCUAACGUGUCCAAACUGCGGCCGUGGUUAUUCACAGAAAGGUUCACUCAACCGUCACCUCAAGUUCGAAUGUGGUAUUAUUCCUAAAUUCCCAUGUCAGCUCUGUCCGAUGCGCUUCCGACGAGCUUACAAACUCACCGAGCACCAUAAUCGCGUUCAUCUCGGAAAGUCGAAUGCAUAGGAGGAACCGGUCGCAUAAGAUUGCAACUUCACCGCGAAACGAUUGACGGAACAAUACCCUUACUUACUAUAAACAUUAGACUAAUUUAUCUCUUGCUAAUCAAAUAUUCGAAUAGUUUUAUUUAUCUUAUCGACACGGAAGGAUUUAGAACACGUUCCCCGAUAAAUUUGGUUACACAUUUACUCCCGAACAAUUUUCCCGACGCUAUACAUUUUUGUCUGAUUUAUUCCUUUUUUAUUUUUUUGUCUCGCUAUUUUUCUGUCGUUACCUUUCUUGUCGGAUUCAGGCAAACACUGUUCCCUGCGUCUUGUUUGAGUUCGAUGAGUGGUUUGCUUUAUGGCUCAUUCUACCAAUUCAAUCUGACGUGUUGCGAGGUAUAUUGAAGUGAAAGAUGAGCAACUCUUGGGGCGCGGGGAAGGGGGGAUAAGGCUUAUUGGAUAUUUUUUUUCCUCGAUUGUUUGAUUUGUGUGUAGCGUACGGAGGAAAUGAAGAACGGAAGUUGAAGAUUGCACGUUACGUUUGACUAUAGAAGAAUGAAUGUUCUUGUGUGCGCUGUGUUGUCCUGAUUUCAUUGGAAGCGAAAAAUCAAUUUUGUUUCACUACAUGAAACUUAAUGCGUGACAAAUGUAUAUCUAUAUCUGGGAUUGUGGAAUAUUAUAGCCAUGGAAACUCA
Messenger RNA from Daphnia pulex (common water flea), 2174 nucleotides. RefSeq names its product zinc finger and BTB domain-containing protein 37-like. The record is from RefSeq and is a predicted model, not a curated record. Gene Ontology annotation, molecular function: protein binding. Gene Ontology annotation, cellular component: nucleus. The transcript is spliced from 6 exons. Gene Ontology annotation, biological process: regulation of transcription by RNA polymerase II. NCBI's taxonomy places the organism in Eukaryota, Metazoa, Arthropoda, Branchiopoda, Diplostraca, Daphniidae. Bases 191 to 1501 code for a protein of 436 amino acids.